This is a messenger RNA of Lutzomyia longipalpis, 1201 nucleotides long. RefSeq names its product ATPase ASNA1 homolog. Lineage: Eukaryota; Metazoa; Arthropoda; Insecta; Diptera; Psychodidae. Gene Ontology annotation, biological process: post-translational protein targeting to endoplasmic reticulum membrane. Gene Ontology annotation, cellular component: GET complex. The transcript has 3 exons. Gene Ontology annotation, molecular function: ATP hydrolysis activity; ATP binding. The record is from RefSeq and is a predicted model, not a curated record. Bases 93 to 1091 code for a protein of 332 amino acids.
UCGGUCAGUGUGACAAAUGACGUCAUUUAUGCCAAUUUGUAUUUGGUAGAAUUUCGCUUUUUCUAAUUUUAAUGAAAUUAAAUUAUUAAAAAAUGAGUGCGGAUGAUGAAAUGCUGUGUGAGCCAACCCUGAGGAAUAUCAUCGAACAGACAUCCCUGAAAUGGAUCUUUGUGGGUGGAAAGGGUGGAGUUGGCAAGACGACGUGCAGCUGCAGCCUGGCCAUUCAGUUGUCACGUGUCCGGGAGUCUGUCCUGAUCAUCUCUACGGAUCCUGCACACAAUAUCUCCGAUGCACUGGAUCAGAAGUUCUCCAAAGUCCCCACGAAGGUGCGUGGCUUUGAGAAUCUCUUUGCAAUGGAAAUUGACCCGAAUGUGGGCCUUAAUGAGCUUCCUGAGGAAUACUUUGAGGGUGACAAUGAGGCCCUAAAACUCGGCAAGGGUGUCCUCCAUGACAUUCUAGGUGCCCUUCCGGGAAUUGAUGAAGCCAUGAGCUAUGCCGAAGUAAUGAAGCUGGUGAAGGCGAUGAAUUUCUCAGUUGUUGUCUUCGAUACAGCCCCCACGGGGCACACACUGCGCCUUCUCUCCUUCCCGCAGGUGGUGGAGAAGGGACUGGGGAAGAUUCUAAAGAUAAAAAUGAAGAUUUCACCAUUCCUCACGCAACUGAGUGGACUCUUUGGGCUGCAGGACUUCAAUGCGGAUAGUUUCACGACAAAACUCGAGGAGAUGCUCACCAUCAUACGGCAGGUGAAUCAGCAAUUCCGCAAUCCCGAUCAGACAACCUUCGUGUGCGUCUGCAUUGCGGAAUUCCUGUCACUCUAUGAGACCGAGAGGCUCAUCCAGGAGCUGACCAAGUGCGAAAUUGACACGCACAACAUCAUCGUGAAUCAGCUCCUCUUCCGACCGCCCAACAGUCAACCGUGCAAAAUGUGUGCGGCACGCUUUAAGGUGCAGGAGAAGUAUCUGGAUCAGAUUGCUGAUCUCUACGAGGACUUCCACGUGGUGAAGCUACCGCUGCUCGAGGCGGAAGUACGUGGGGCAGAAAAUGUUGCGGCUUUCUCAAAAAAUCUCCUUACACCCUACGAAGCUAAAUAAUUUAUGCAUUUAUCUGCAGCAAGGUUCUGGGGGUUUUCUUAUCUCUUCUAAAUUUUUUUUUUUGCAUUCAAAGAGAAUAUAAAUUAAUAAAAAAAAUCCCUUUAAUUGCA